AUGACUAUGGGAAUGAGGGGAGAACGUCUCACUCUACCGUUUUGCACUGUUUCUUGUCACACCAACUCUCUGGUGGCGAUUGGAGACGAAGAAGGAGGAGUCCGACUAUUAGACUCAGCUAAGGACGCGAAACCGGGGUUUUCCAAAACCUAUCUAUCAUUUCAACCGCAUACAAACUCCAUUAUGGACCUAGAAUUCUCCUCUGACGACAGACUUUUAGCUACUGCGUCGGGUGAUCAAACCUCACGGAUUAUCGAUAUGACUACUCAAACCCAAAUAUACUGCCUGUCGAAGCAUACUUCAUCUGUCAAACGCGUUCAAUUCCAGCCCGCUUCUAAUAACAAUGUUGUUGCAACCUGUAGUCGUGACGGCAGCGUUAAUAUUUGGGAUCUACGAUACAAAGCCUUUGAAAAGCCUACAAUGCAGUUACGCUGUUCUCUUACAUCGGACGUGGAUGAUUCUGCAAGAGCGUCCACUAAAAUGAAGUAUCCCCAGGUAUCCAACAGCAUCUGGCCAGCGCAUGCGGAAAGGGCCCGGUCCAAAACUGGUUCGGAAGCAGAAGCCCUAGCACGUCGGGACGAUGUAUCCGUUACUUCUAUCGCAUUUCUACACCCUGGCCGUGAAAACCUCUUCGUAACCUGCGGCGAAUCAAAUGCAUGUGUGAGGUUGUGGGACCUGCGAACUACCUACUCUUUACGACGCAAAACACCUGUCCCCUUAGCCAUCACUAGACAACCAGAGAGCCACGAAAAAUACCGCCAAUUCGGACUGACAUCGAUGGCCUUCAGUGGUAAUGGGAGCAGGCUUUACACCCUAUGCCGGGAUGGCAGCGUUUACGCAUACUCGACCUCCCACCUGACUCUAGGGAGCUGUCCAGAAAUGACACCAUCCAGCUCAAGUUUCAAGCGCUUCCCAAGCGACGAGGCCAAACCGGGCCUAGGGCCCUUGUACGGCUUCCGCCAUCCACACCUUCAAGUCGCCACAUUCUUUGUCAAAAUCGCCGUCCGCCGUGCAGUCAAUGACGAAAGUGAAAUGCUCGCAGUCGGCAGCAGUGAUAACUGCGCCAUCGUAUUUCCGACAGAUGAACGAUAUCUACCGUCGCCAUUCAUCGCUGCUUCUUCUUCCCUUUCGUCCUCCACAGGUAUUGUUAAUAACGCUUCCAACCAAACAUUUUCUCGGCCACUACACGGCCACAACCUACGUAGUUCCCAUUCCAGCAGUGUAGGCUUGUCGGGACGUCUGGAAGAUACCAUCCCGAUAUACAAGCAUGGCGCGGCGCUAAUUGAAGGGCAUAAGAAGGAAGUAUCUGGCGUUUCUUGGACGUAUGGUGGCGAGCUUAUCACCGUUAGCGAUGACUUACAUGCUCGAUGCUGGCGAAAGGGCCCUGCAGCGCGAGACCUCAGGAUCGGCGGGGAUGGUGAAGGACGGAGAUGGCGUUGUGGAUGGGCGGAUGUGAAGGACUCAGGUGACGAUGAAGAUGAAUAG
Molecule: messenger RNA, 1485 nt
Organism: Histoplasma mississippiense
Lineage: Eukaryota; Fungi; Ascomycota; Eurotiomycetes; Onygenales; Ajellomycetaceae
Exons: 3
Coding region: 1-1485 (494 amino acids)
Biological process (GO): proteasome-mediated ubiquitin-dependent protein catabolic process
Cellular component (GO): nucleus
Molecular function (GO): protein binding; protein-macromolecule adaptor activity
Source: RefSeq, a predicted model, not a curated record